AUGGCUACAGCCCAGUCAGCGAACACCCACUCGACGCAGUUACAAUCCCCGUUAUACCGCCUACCUCGAGAACUCCGCGACGAAAUCUACGAAUACUAUGCAGAUGGCAGGCGAUCGUACGAGUACAACAAGGACACGCAAAAGCUGCGCUACCGGGAUACAGCUGCGCGCGUAGAAAACCUUGGUUUGAUAGUGACUUGUAAGAUCGCGGCGGAAGAGAUGAAAAGGGUAGCCUUCCAGAAAGCGGAGUUUAGCACACGAUGCUCUGCGUACGACAUUUCAGAGUUCAUGGGCCUACGCUCAAGACGACAACGCAUGUUGGUCUGUGUGACCGAAUUGCUACAAGCUUCCGACUUCGUCGACAUCGAAGCGCGUUAUCCAAACAUGGGACUAUAUUUCGGUGACUUGCUACCGCAAGCCAUUGCUGAGCAACGCGAUAAGUUCGGAGUUUGGAUGGGGUCGAUACGCGUAAAUCACGUUGCCCAUCAAGCAUGUAUCGAUGCGCUACUGUUCGCCCUACAUCGUGCUCACUCUCGUAGCCCGGAAAGGUUCGCGCAGCUCACAGGUAGGGUCUUUGGCAAAGGCAAUUGUCCUGUGGGGCUCUGGAGGGAUCAGAACAAUAUUUUCAACCAAGGCUCGUUGAUCGAACUGCUCUUAUGGAGACCUGACCCAUGGUUACUACCCCAAGACGAAGAUCUAUCGCGUAUGGAAACUCUUCUCUGCAAGCAAAGCGACCCUAGACCACCUCGUGCGAUCGAUUUUGAGCUCUGUCACCGUUCCAUGGAAAACAUCAGGUGCUACUUCUCUGCUGCAGCUGUAGCGAUCCACUACUUACAUAGCCUACCACCAAAGCAAUGGCUCAACCUCCGGAAGAUCAUCCUGUACGAGGACCGCAAGUCUCUGCUUCGUCCCGCAUGUCAUGCACGUGGACUCAUUGGUUUCUGCAAGAGCAAUUCGUCUUUACGCGUGGAGCACAACAUCGGACUAUUGAGCAAUCUGCUCCCGGAGUCUACAGAUUUGGGAAUCGACGAUCGAUUCAUACUUGGAUCCACUUGCCUGGGAGUAACAGUCCCAUGGAUAGAGGAGGCUCUAUCUUUGGCUGCCAGUGGUAUAACUACCAAUGCCUACCGACUCAUCAUCGACGGCAGUACAACAAAGGCAGUGCAAACUUUCAGGCUCUUGAAGUAUGCCGCAGCAAUGCAAGAAGCCAUGCUCACCCAAGCAGAGCGUAACAAUUUGCAGCCUACACCAUGGGUCCGUUCGGGUUACGGCCAAGUCACCUCACUACCAUGGCACUUACCCGCAGGUUUUCCGAACGUAAUCCGCGCAAUCAUGAAUGGCACGUCGAACAUCCAGUUUACAGGCCCCGUAGGCGACCUGUGGGACUCAGAUCUCAUGUUCUUUGAGAGUCAAGACUGGACCAUCGCAGAUUGGCGGAACGAAUGGAAGGAGAAGAUUGUACUGUGCGGACCAGAAACCACCUUCUAUGAGGACACACAAAAGUGGUACGAGCUCUAG
Molecule: messenger RNA, 1518 nt
Organism: Alternaria arbusti
Lineage: Eukaryota; Fungi; Ascomycota; Dothideomycetes; Pleosporales; Pleosporaceae
Exons: 3
Coding region: 1-1518 (505 amino acids)
Source: RefSeq, a predicted model, not a curated record